Messenger RNA from Ailuropoda melanoleuca (giant panda), 4632 nucleotides. RefSeq names its product FA complementation group A (gene FANCA). The record is from RefSeq and is a predicted model, not a curated record. NCBI's taxonomy places the organism in Eukaryota, Metazoa, Chordata, Mammalia, Carnivora, Ursidae. Gene Ontology annotation, cellular component: Fanconi anaemia nuclear complex. Gene Ontology annotation, biological process: interstrand cross-link repair; regulation of regulatory T cell differentiation. The transcript is spliced from 43 exons. Bases 80 to 4540 code for a protein of 1486 amino acids.
GGUCGCGCGGGCCGCAGCCAAUGGGGAGGUCGCGCGGGCCGAGCGCCGGGAGACACGGAGGGGUUGCGGUGUUCCCGCCAUGUCCGACUCGCGGGCGCGGAACGCUGCUUCGGGCUUGGGGUCCGGGAGCCGCAAGAGGACAUGGACCGAGCUGCUGGCGGGAAGGGUCAAGAGGCAACUGCACGGCCCUGGAAGGGAGUACAAGUUGCAGGAGUCAGCUGUGCGCCUCCUGAGACGCCAUCUAAACUUGAAUGACCUUUUGCUUGAGGUCGAAGGUCCAGCGUGUAAAACUCUGUGUCUCCAUCAGUUGAUGGAUCCUGAGGCCUCUGCUGAUCUUUCUAGUUCACUCAUAGGCUCUGCUUUACGGGAUCAAGCCUCGAGACUGGGUGUCCCAGUGGCUGUGCUGUCCAGUCGGACAGUGGCCUCCAGCAUCGUGCAGAUCUGUGCAUCCAGUGGGGAGCCCUCCCACAGGGUGCUGCUGAACGCAGAGCAAAGGAAGAAACUGUCUUCCCUGUUGGAGGUGGCUCAGUAUUUAUUAGCCCACAGUAUGUUCUCUCGUGUCUCCUUCUGUGAAGAACUAUGGGAAGUACAGGAUUCUUUGUUGCUUGAAGCCGUGUGGCAUCUUCACGUACAAAACGUUGUGAGCCUCCAGGAGCUGUUGGAAAGUCGUGCUGAUACUCAGGCCACGGUCGCGUGGCUCUUCAGGGACCUGUGCCUUCUGUGCGAGCAGAUGGAAGCAUCCACUCCGCACACUGAGAUCGCCAGGGCUAUGCUUUCUGAUUUUGUGCAGUUGUUUGUUUUGAGAGGAUUUCAGAAAAACUCGGAUCUGAGAAGUGUGGAGCCUGCACACAUGGCCCAGCUGUCUGCUGCCGUGCUUCAGAGGAUGCUGAUCUUCGCUCUCGAGGCACUGACCACUGGGCUGCAGGACGCAUCUCCAGCGUACAGGGCGGUGAAGAGCUGGUUUGGCGUGUUCUGUGGACAUACGUGUGGUGGGAUGACUUCAGUGGAUGCUCCAAGGAGGUUUUUCAGUCACACUCUGACUCAGGUGCUAACUCACAAGCCUGUGCUGAGAGUUUCUGAUGCUGUUCAAAUGCAGAGAGAGUGGAGCUUUGCGAAGACUUCCUGUCUGCUCACCGGUCUGUACCGCAGGCUCUUCGAGACACUACGUCCAGAGGAGUUGGUUGGCCACUUACAAGAAGUUCUGGAAACACACGAGGUGAACUGGCGGCACGUGCUCUCUUGUGUGUCCACGCUGGUGAUCUGCCUACCUGAAGCGCAGCGGCUGGUUAACGACUGGGUGGCCCGAUUGCUGGUCCGUGCGUUCGAGAGCUGCGACCUGGACAGCAUGGUCACCGCAUUCCUGGUGGUGCGUCAGGCUGCGCUGGAGGGCCCCUCUGUGUUCCCAUCCUACUCUGACUGGUUCCAGGCCUCCUUUGGGAGCACGAGGGGCUUCCACAGUGGCAGCAAGAAGACCCUGGUCUUUCUCUUCAAGUUCCUGUCAGACCUCGUGCCCUUUGAGGCUCCCCGGUAUCUGCAGGUGCACAUUCUCCAUCCACCGCUGGUGCCCAGCAAGUACCGCUCGCUGCUCGCGGACUACGUUGCGCUGGCCCGGACGCGCCUGGCUGAGCUGCAGGUUUCAGUGGAAAACAUGGGCCUCUACGAGGAUCCGUCUUCAGCCGGGGACAUCGCAGAGCCCCACAGCCAAGCGCACCAGGAUGUGGAGAAGGCCAUCACGGUGUUUGAACACACAGGGAAGAUUCCUGUCGCCGUCAUGGAGGCCAGCAUCUUCAGGAGACCCUACUACGUGUCUCACUUUCUCCCUGCCCUGCUCACACCUCGAGUGCUUCCGAGAACCCCCGAUUCCAGAGCCGCCUUGAUAGAGUCCCUGAAGAGGGCACAUAAAAUUCCCCUGUCUCUGUACUCUGCCUACUGCCAAGCCCGCUCCACUGCCGAGGAGAAGAAGCCAGAAAGUGCAGCCCCAGGAGUGAAGGGGGAUGCCGGCCGUGCAGAAGAACCGCUGGGACCGCUCGCAGCUGCGCUCAGAGAGCUCAGAGCCGCCAUGACAGACCCCUCCCAGUAUGACGUUGUCUCUGCUCAGAUGGCAGUCGUCUCUGAGAGGCUCAGCUCCGCCUUGGGCCUGGGCGAGGAGGACGGCGUCUCUGAGGUGUCACAGGUCCAGCUCGAUAUCCUGGCUCCAGGACUGGAGCCGCAGGAACAGGAGGUCGCGGACCUCCUGUUGACGUCUUUUUGUCAGAACCUGAUCGCUGCCUCCAGCUUCACCCCACCAGACAGGCAGGGCCCCUGGGCAGCUCACUUUGUGACAACCAUGUGUGGACGCAGGGUCCUCCCUGUCUUGCUCACCCGGCUCUGCCAGCUGCUCCGUCACCAGGGUCCGAGCCUGAGUGCCUCCCAUGUGCUGGGCUUGGCUGCCUUGGUCGUCCACCUGGGCGAGUCCAGGUCUGCACUCCCGGAGGUGCAUGUGAGCUUUCCUGCCCCUGCCAAGAGCCUCCCCGUUCCAGAGUUCUUCAGUAGCCUCCUGACAUUUGGAACCGCGGAGACCUUGCUCUUCUGCCUGAAAGUUUGUACGGCGGCGGUUUCUUACUGUCUGUGUAAGUCGUCUUCCCUGUCGCAAGAUAUUUUGUACGGCUCCUUAUCUCCGGCCCUCGUGAAGAAGUUUCAGUUCGUUAUGUGCAGACUGUUCUCAGAAGCCCGAGAACAUCCCUCUCAGGAGGACGCAGCCGGCCUUCCCUGGAGGCUUUUGUGCCUGCCAUCCGCAGACUGGCAGCGAGCCGCCCUCUGUCUGUGGAAACAGAGAACCUUCCAGGAACUGUUGAAGGAGAAAGAAUUUCAUUUAACUUACAGAGACUGGUUACAGCUGGAACUAGAAAUUCGACCUGAGCUUGAUUCUCUUUCAGAUACGGAAAGGUGGGACUUCCACCAGUGGGCGAUCUAUGAGCACUUCCUCCCCAAGCCCUCUGCCGCAGGGGGCUGUGACGGGGAGCUGCAGACAGCAUGCACAGUUCUUGUCGACGUGCUGAUAGACUUCUGCCAAAGUUUGAGGAGUUACAACUGUUCAGAGAAUUCCGAUUUGGUUCUUGGUAGCUGUACAGGAAAUCGGGAUAUUUUUUUCAGAUUGCAGGAGAUGGCUGCUGACCUGGAACAGGGCCCAGCGGCAUCCCAGAGUCGCUCUCGGGGGCACUUCCUUUUCACAGUGUUCCGCAGACGCCUCCAGGCUCUGGCAAGUGGGUGGGAUGUGGCCGCCCACCUGCAGAGACAGCGGGAGCUACUCGCGUACAAAUGGCUCCUCCUCCGUCUGCCCCCAUCUGUUCUCGUCGGCAGCCCCCAGGCCAGGCCGCCAGCCGCCCCUGACUGCGCGGAGUUCUUCCACUUGGUCAACUCUGAGCUGAGAAACUUCUGCUCCUAUGGAAGUGCCCUGACCUACGACAUCACUGUCCACUUCUUCCGGGGGCUCCUCAACGCCUGUUCACAAAGCAGCAACCCCUCCCUGACAGCAGACCUGAUCCUGACCGCGUGCCAGACUGAGUGCCCCCUAGUCCUGACCUCUGCUCUGCUGUGGUGGCCACGCCUGGAGCCUGAACUUCGCAGUCGGUGGACGAGAUGCUUCCAGGGCCCGCUGCCCCAAGAGCUCCAGAGGCUGUGGGAGGCCCAGCAGUUUGGCAGGAGGACUCUGAAGCCCCUCGCUGCCCCACCUGAAGGUGUUCAGAGCUGGCGGCUUUCCACCAGCAUGUGGCGUGAGGCUCCUGUGGUGACACAUCUCCCGUCUCCUAGCUGCCUCUGCCCGGACUCGACGUCCCCCCCACCUGGCCCGGCCUGGAUCUCUGCUGCGGCACUACACUUUGCAAUCCAGCAAGCUGGGAAAAACAGCAUCAAGAGUCAGCUGGAGAAGCUGGACUGCCAAAGAGAGGAGCUGCUGCUUGUCCUGUUUUUCUUUUCUUUAAUGGGCCUGCUUUCAUCACAUCUUACCCCACACUCAAGACAUCAGGCUGUUGACUCCCUGAAGGCUUUGGACAUUUGUGCUGAGGUCCUGGGGUGUUUGGAGAAGAGGAAGAUACCCUGGCUGGUGCUCUUUCAGCUGACAGAGACAGAGGGUGGCCUGGGACAUGUCCUCCUCCGCCUGGCCCCAGAUCCAUACAUCAGGCUGCUGCCGUUUGCCUUCUACAGCCUCCUCUCCUACUUUGAUGAAGAUGCCCUCAUGAGGGAAGAUGCCUUCCUGCGCGUUGCUGUCGACAUGUACCUAAAGCUCAUCUGUCUCUUCGUGGCUGGGGAGACAAGUGCAGUCUCGGCUCUAGCCAGCAGGAGCCAGGAGCUCCAGGGCCAGGGUGACCCCGUAGGCUUGAUAACAAAAGCUCGUCAUUUUCUGCUGCAAUCAAUACCUAGGUGCCCAAAAAAGAGCUUCUCGAACAUGGCAGAGCUGCUGGCCACUAGUGGAGACUGUGACCCGGAAGUGAGUGCCGCCCUCCUGAGCAGACAGCAGGCGGUACCCGAUGCUGACCUCUACCAGGAGCCCCAUCUCUUCUGACUGGACCCUGAGCAGUGCACAGCCCAGGUCCUUCGUAAAUAAUUUAUUACAAGCAUAACAUGGAGCUCUUGCACUAAAAAGUGGAUUACAAA